AUGGCUACUGCGGCAUCGAGAAGACCCACGUGGCGUCACCACCCUCCUCCUCCUCCUACCCCCAGGAUCCUGCACUUCCCUCGCCGGAGACCCUCUUUCCGGAGGGACGUUAAGGGCAACACCAGCAACAGGCUGGGGACUCUGAUUGAUCGCGAAAGACGUGCACGUCCGCCCAUAGUGCUGUUAGACAACAGCGUUGGUAGUGAGGGUGAGAGGAGAAGGGAGAGAGUUGGGAGUCCUAAAGGUUGGGCCUUGGAGGAAGAGAAGUGGAAGUUUCAAGCGGAAAUGUUAAGGGCCGAAUGUAACUUGUUGAGGAUGGAGAAGGAGAUUGCGGUUAAGAAGUUGCAGAGGACUCGUGUUAAAAUGGAGACAACUCUAAGAUCUGCUCUUCACACACUUGUUUCUGGAAGAAUCAAGAUUUGUGAAGGAAAGAACGUUGAUAUGGUUUUGGAUGAGGAGAUUCAUGAGUUGACAGAGAAACUUCAGAGAUUGCAAAAGAGGUCGAAAGUGAAGGAUUUAGGAGCUAGGAAGAACAAAAAUUUUGACAAGCAAGUUUCUGUUCUGCAGACUAGACUGGAGAAGAUUGGAGGAUCGUCAGAAGAGAUUUAUUUGAGGGAGUUUCAAGAGAUGGAAAACAUAAGCUUGUCAAUUAAAAGGUGUAGCAGAAUUGAUGAGAGCAUUGUUGCUAGUGGAAAACUAAAUGUGGAGAUUCUGAGGAGAAAAAUGGAGGGAUUGUCAAAGGGAAUAUUACUGCAGAGGAUGGAGGAAGAGUAUAACUCAUUGCUGUCCACUGCUAGUAGUUCUCUUGCUAGCUCUGCUUCAACUUCCAAGAGAGUUGAAUUUCAAGAUUCAUCUUCAACAAGAGUACCUCAUCAGGAAAAAUUGUCUUGUGAAGGGAAUCCAUGCUCGGGACAUUGCAAAACUGUUGUACGGAGAAUUGUAGAGCAAGUUAGAGCAGAGACUGAGCAAUGGUCACAAAUGCAGGAGAUGCUGGGUCAGGUGAGGGAAGAGAUGGAGGAAUUGCAGGCUUCUCGAGAUUUUUGGGAAGAUCGAGCCCGGCAUUCUGAUUCUGAUAUUCAAUCCCUUCACAAUGCUGUGCAAGAAUGGAAAGAAAAAGCUCUUUCAUCUGAAAGUGAAAGAAAGGAACUUGAAGCAGAACUCUCCAUGGUCCGUGGUGAUCUUGAAAGGUUGAGGAAGGAACAGAAUGCAGUUAAGGGGACGAAAUGUUUGUCCAUUCCCGUGGACACACAGAAUGAGUUGGAGAAGCGAAUAGUGAUUUGUUGCUCAAAGAAAAAUAACAACUUUAAAGAAAAUAGCAAGCAUAAUGAUGAUGUUCUUAGGAGUGGGGAAAGAAAAGCUCAAGGUGCUAGUAGUGGUGGAUUCUUAGCCCCAAAAAGAUCUCCACUCAGAGACAUUGGGAACUCGCCAUUGUUGAUGAGACAGAAUGGCAAAGCAGUUUUCCCUUUGCGUUGCCAUCUUUCUUCUGAUGCUGAGAAAAUUCACCAUUUUGACACCACUGGCCCAUCUGAAAUUAAAGAACUUGUUGCAAUGGAUCCUAGAUUGGCUAAUAAUUAUUCGUCGCCUCGUCCCAGAUGGAGAAAAGUAGCAUAUGGUGGUAUGCAACCUGGUUAUGAUGACAAUCAUACAGAUGAAUCUUUCCUUGAAGGAAUGGUCAUGAAUGCCAGUGUUGUAAAAAGGGACAUGCUAAAGGUAAUGCUGGACUCGGUAUCCAUUUCUGAAUAUUUAUGCAUUGUUGCCCUUGUUGUCUUGGUCUGGACUUGUACACUUACAUCAACUAUUGAUGAAAAUUCUCUCCUAUUGAUUGAUGUAAGUCUUCUUGUUUCUGGCUUUUUAAUUCUCCUUUUUACUCAAGAAAUGCUUUCCCUUAGUCUUCUCCUCCAUUAUGUCCUUAAUAUCUCCUUUUUCAUAACUGUGUUAUAUGUUUUGGCUCCCAUAUAUCAAACUCUUACAAGGUCCAUUAGUUCGGAUUCCAUUUGGGCAGUAGCUGCCUCACUUCUAGUACUUCACCUUUUUCUACAUGACUACUCAGAAUCCACCGUUAAAGCCCCGGGGGUUCUGAAGAAUCCUGCAUUGACCAGUUGUAUCUCUGUAAAUGCUUCAGUAGUCGCCUCAGUUUUUAUUGCUUCUCGCCUUCCAUCAAGACUACAUGUGUUCGGUAUCAUGUUAUUCUCAUUGCAGGUUUUCCUUUUUGCUCCACUUGUUACUUACUGUAUUAAAAAAUAUUCCUUCCGCGUGCACCUAUGCUUUUCUAUCAGCUUGAUGGUCAUGACCUUAAGUUUUGUGUAUAUGCUGCAUCGCCUACUUUUUGUGGUGCUGCUUAGUCUGCUGGUUUUUGUCAACGUGGUCUGCCCUUAUUGGCUUAUAAGGAUCCAGGAGUACAAGUUUGAGAUCAAUGGACCUUGGGAUGAGGCUAAACUUUGUUUUGAUAUUACAGACUGA
Messenger RNA from Sphenostylis stenocarpa, 2460 nucleotides. The record is from the annotation of a GenBank genome assembly. NCBI's taxonomy places the organism in Eukaryota, Viridiplantae, Streptophyta, Magnoliopsida, Fabales, Fabaceae.